GCUCCCGCUGCCCCGCCGCCGCCCGGCACCGGCCGCUUCCGUAUCGGUUGCCCGCCGGAAGACUUCGUACCGCGGCCGGCUAGCCGGGUCCCCGCGCCCUACGUCCUACCGCGCCCGCGGUUCUUGGUGGCCGCCCCAUGACCGCCUGACGGAGCGGGCACGCCGGGCUAGGCUUGCGGACGCGCGACGCCGCGGCCAGGGCGCACUCGGCGCUCCGCUAGCGAUGUCUGCGUGACGCCCCUCCCCGCCCCGAGCCGUUGGCGUCAACGUCUGCCGGAAGCGCCUCCCUCACGUGUGGCUAGUUGCUGUGGAGGUCCCAGGUGAACGCCGGGUGGAGUUUGUUUUUUUUUUUUUUUGGCCUUGAAAGGGCACUUGGCCAGAUCCCAGACACCAGCCCCAGCUGGAGGGAACCCCGCGGGAGAGACUGGAUCCGAGGAAGCCCUGCCUGAGGGAUUUCCUGCCAUCAGAGGGAUCCCCAGACUGAGAAGACGUAACUAUGGCUGCUGUUUAUUCUGGCAUUUCCUUUAAACUUAAAAGCAAGACAACUUCCUGGGAAGAUAAACUAAAACUAGCUCACUUUGCUUGGAUUUCCCAUCAGUGCUUUCUACCAAAUAAAGAACAAGUUUUACUUGAUUGGGCAAGACAGACAUUGGUUGCAUUUUAUAAGAAAAAACUUGAACUGCAGGAAGAUAUUGUUGAAAGGCUCUGGGUCUAUGUAGAUAACAUUCUACAUAGCAGGAAAUUGCAGAAUCUCCUUAAGAAUGGAAAGACUGUAAAUCUUCAAAUCUCUCUUGUUAAGAUCAUAAAUGAGAGAAUAGCAGAGUUCUCACUUUCGGGAUCCCAGAGGAAUAUCUGUGCCAUCCUGAGCUGCUGCCAGGGCAUCCUCUCAGCACCUGCCCUUGCUGUCAUCUAUACAGCCAAACCGGAGCUGAUUGUGGCCUUGCUGAGCCAGCUCUGCUGGUCGGUCUGCAGACAGCCAGAAGGAGCCAUGACAGCCCAGCUAUUUGAGGUCAUUCAUCUGGCUCUUGACCAUUACCUCAAGCUUCAGCAACAACAAGCCAACCCUAGACGUGUCUUUGUGGAUAUGACUAGCCACCUCCUCCAGCCUUGCCUAGUCCUGAGACAUUUGCUUUUGGGGGGCACAUGGACACAGCCUGGUCAAGGCCAGCUACAGCAAGUACUGAGCCGAGAUAUCAGGAGUAAGAUGGAUGCUCUUCUUCGAGGCGGUGUUUUUCGACAUGAUUUACUCUCAUCCUAUAAGGAGGAGCUCUUGGAACAGCGCCAAGGGAACAUAAAGAUGGGGGUUCUGAAGAGUCUCCUCACUCCAAUGGAAACUGUGAUUACAAGGCUGGUAGAGCCUGACUAUAUCAAGUCAGACCUACAUGCUUUGGUUGUGGCCAACUCAGUGUCCUUAUUGUACAAACUCUUUCUGGAUUCAUACCUUAAGGAAGAAAACCAGUUUCUCUGUUUUCAGGCUCUCCCCAGGUUGUUUGGCUGCUUGCAAAUUUCACACCUGCAAGAGGGGCAGAUGGAAGCCCUAUCCUUAUCAGAUUGGACCACAGAGCUUCUGGCUGUAGAGCAACUGCUAAACUCAGUGGCCACCAACAACAUCUACAAUGUGGCUGCUGACAGGAUCCGGCAUGGGGAGACACAGUUCCACUUCUACCGCCGUGUGGCUGAGCUGCUGAUCAACCAUUCACAAGCACCUGUGCCAGCUUGGUUUCGCUGCCUCAAGAUUUUGAUGUCUCUGAAUCAUUUGAUUUUAGAGCCAGACCUAGAUGACCUGUUGUCUUCAGCUUGGAUUGAUGCAGAAGUAACAGAAUUUCGAGCCAAAAAAGCCCAGGAGGUACUUAUUAACACUAUCUUCCAGACAUAUUCCAAGCUCCGACAGGUGCCACAGCUGUUUGAGGAGAUUUUGGGGGUGAUCUGCCGUCCAGCUGCCGAGGCACUGAGGCAGCCUUUGCUUGCCUCAGGCCCCUUCAUGGCUCUCUGCGCAUGUCUCUUGGAGUUGCCACUGAGUCAGAUCCUGGAUACAUGGUCCCUUGUACUAGAUAAGUUCCAGUCUUUAGUCAUGCCCUGUUUGCAGAGUGAUACUGACAUGGCUUUGAAGGCACUGUCACUGAGCUCUCUGCUACAUUGUAUCAUGUUCAACAUGCCAAGUUUGGACAACAGCAUGCCUCUGCCCAUCAUCAGACGGACACAGUGCAUAAUGGAGAGGAUGCUGAAAGAGCUUGUGAAGCCCCUUUUGGGCCUUCUCCUGGACCUCUGGAGUCCAGAGCCUGAGCUGUGGCAGCAGAAGGUGAGUGACUCUGCACUCUUACUCUCUUACACCUGGGCUCAAGUGGACACUACCCUCAGUUUGCACUGCAGCCAGUAUCAUUCUCUGGCGGGGCCCCUAGCUGGGGCUGCUCUGGAUAUCUCAAACCUCCCUUUGUUACUCCCAGGUGUGGAAACACAGCUUUGGAAGAAGGUGGAAAAGUGUAUAGCCCAGUCUAGGUCUCUGAGUAGGUACUGCUUAGAACAGCUGUACCUGCAGAAGGUGAAAAGGACUCUAAUGCAGACUAGUUCCCAGUCCAAAGAAGCCCUUCAAACCUUGAGGUAUGACACCGCCCACAUUCUCGAUUCUAGCAGAGACUGCUCAAGUCAGAAGACAGUAGUUGCCUGGGAUAGGCAGGUGUCGACAAUGAAUGAGUCCACAUAUCCUGUAGCCCACUGGCACUUGAUUGUAUCAAACCUCACAGUUUUAAUACCCUACCUUUGUUUGGAUGAUGUGAGAUACGUGGCUACUGUCCUAUUAAGAACUAUACCAGCAAAUAAAGCUCAGGAAAGCUUGGCACAUGGUGAGCCAUAUAUCACAUUUGAGAAAGUAUCCACAGCCCUCCUCCACAGCCCUCUCUUUCCGGAGAUGCAGUCCCUCUAUUCUGCCUUCCUGAUGUGUAUCAUUGCAAAAUGUUCUAGCAUACUAUGCUCUGGUGCCCAUAGUGAUCUGAGUCUUAUUAGUCAGCAGCUUCCCUGGCUUUUUGAAAAGGACUACCCCACAUUGGUGGCUCAUUGGGAAACCAAAUUGGCAAAAGUUGGACCUGAAGGUAUAGAACCAAGAGGAGAAGUUGCCCAGAAUUUUUUAUCCAUGAUCAAGAGUGGUUUUCCUAUCAAGCUGGAUGAAGAGCAGCUAAAAGGCCUCCUGGAGCUGUUAGAAGUCAUCUCUACCCUUCGCCUGGACAGCCUCUUGCCAUCUUACCAUGUGCAUUUUUUUUUUCUGCUCCUCUCCAUGGCUGUCUCCACAUUGGGACAUUGCUCUUGCCCACUAGCCCUCCAGUUCUUGGUGACAUGCUACCGGCUCCUCAAUGGUCUGCAGAGGGGAAGGAAUGCCCGCUCUGUGUUCAGAGUCAUGUAUGUUAGUGACAUCUUUGAGGUUGUGCUGACCUCACUGUUGCAAGCCAGUACUGAGUUUCAAGUUAGAGAGGAUGACCCUGCUUGGCUGCAGCUUCUUGAAGUGUCAGGGGUGUUCUUGGAACAGCUAAUGCAGAUGCUUAUCCAAGUAAAGCUUAGCUUGGUGCUCAAUUUUGGAAAAAUCACUGCCUUACUCUCAAGGUAUAGUAAGGGUGCUUCUAGCAAAGAAUUGAAAAUCCAGAGCCUUCAGGGCAGGCAACUGCUUCUGGUGGCUUUAACCAAAUUGUGUCAAAGUUUGGGGCCUUAUGUUAAGGGGCGGAGGCAGGUCCUGGAGGCAGCGGCAGCACUGCCUGAGCUGCUACGGCAGGCCAUGAUGCACAUGGGUGCUACACUGCAGCUCUGCUUAGUGCCUGGGACUAGAGGCCGCCGCCUGCCUUCAGUCUUUCUCUCAGCCGUCCCCACACUUCUAGAAGUAGACCUGAGCCAACACCUCAGUGAAGGGCAGCCCCAAACUGUUCAAGUGGUGGGUACAGAUGGAACACUGCUUUCCCACAUGACCCUUUACCAGGAUGUCUACGUUCAGUUGCUGGAGGAGUUGCCAGCCCUGUCGGGGAAUACUCAGUCUUUCCACGCAGCCUUGCAAUUUCUAACCUUGUUCCUUUUGGCCCCAGAGCUUCAUUCCAAGGAAAGCUCUGUUUUUGCUUCCAUCUUUCAUUCUGUGCGGAAAGUUCUUACAGGUCCAGGCGUUACUGCUCUAGUCACUCAGGACACUGAGCCUCACUUAGAAGCCCUGCUUACCCAGAUGUUUGAGACUGGGACAACAGAACACUUUAGGAUCGUACUGCAGUCUAUUCUUCAGGGACUGGACAUCACUCAGGCGUGGAAGUCUGAUCUGCAGGUUGUUUUGUGUGCCAUUAGACUACUCAAUCUACUACUCAAAUGCCCACUCAGUGGAGAAAAGGCGAGUUUGCUGUGGCGUACAUGCCCCCAGAUAGUCACGGCUCUAAUGCUGCAACACCACGAGGCCUGCCAGGAGCAGCCUGUGGCCCUGGUAGUGGUUGAGCCUAUUCUUGAUGUCCUGGCUGUUCUGCUACGGAAAGGGGAGGAGACCAUCAGCAACCCUCAUCAUGUUAGUCUGGUUUUUAAUGUCUUGCUCACAGUCCCUCUGGACCACCUGAAGCCACUGGAGUUUGGCAGUGUCUUCCUGAAGAUGCACAGUGUGCUGUUCUCCAUCCUGCAGUGCCACUCUAAGGUGAUGCUGAAGGCCAUUCCAUCUUUCUUGAACUCAUUUAAUAGAUUAUUAUUUUCAGUUAUGCAUGAAGGACGGCAGAAAGACCAAGGUCAUCACAUUUUACUGUAUCCCAAACUGUGGAUGUACCUGGCAUCCAUCUCUGAUUGAAACUUCUUUUUCUGGAAAGAAGUGAGUGGGGGGAGAAGAGGUGAGAGGUUGGGCACUAAUGACAGAUUUUGCAGUUCUCCCUUUACUCUGCCCAGCUGUGGACAGCUAGCUAGUGGCAUAACUGUCACCACCUCCCAUGCAUGGCAUAGUGCAUGUGUUGACCUAAUAUUAAAAAUCUACUCAUGUGCAGGGCUGAUAACAAGUUCCUUCUCUUUAGUAGCCUUCGCUGGUAUAUGAUAACUGUCUGUGGUUCUAGUUAAGGUUCUUUAAUAUCCCAAAAUGCUAUUCUGAUGGUGCUGUCCCUUGGUCUACCCAGGGAGGCAGACAGGCAAACCCAGGCCUUCCUUGUUGUGGACUAUGGAAGUGCAAUGUGACUGUAUGCUACAUCAAGAUUGUCCCUUGUCACAUGUUCUGAGCAUGUAUGGAAGCAUGUGCUUCAUGUUGGCCUAACUUGGACCUCUUUAAUCACAAGAACAUUCUCUGUACUUACUGCUUGACCCACAAGGGUUUAACAGUUCUAUUCUCUUUAUUGGGUUUUAAUGUACUCUUUGGAUUAUGAAUGAAGUCAGUAGCUGCAAUAAUCAGUGUCAGUUACUCAUAUUGUCUGAAAAGAGAAGCAGUAGAAUGUUAGGUCAUGAAGCACAUGGCUACAAUGUGGGCUUUGUGAAAUACUUCCCAAAUAUUAACUUGAUUUCAUAGAAUUACAUUGAUCUAGAGAACUAUAUUUAUUAAAGAUGUCUUUGUGUUUAUUCUAAAAAAACUGUUGUACAUACUAAAAAUAAGUCUUACUGAGGUUUAAUGUAUGCACGAGGAACUUCAUCUGUUUAAUUGACAGUUAAGAACAAAGUGAAACCACACCACAGGCAAAAUGUAGAUUGUUUCGUUUGAGUUCUGUGCCUCUGUAUUAGGCCUGACCCUGAGCAACCCCCAGUCUGUCAUUUGUUCCUGGGUUUGUUUGCAUUUUCCAGAUUUAUAAAUAAAAUUAUAGCUAUCACUGUGCUCAGCAAAGCUUGGGAGGUGCUGUAGCAUGGGCCAGAGCUUCCUACCAAGGCAGAGCAGGCUUGGGCAGCCCAGGAACUAGAUGAUCCUACUGAAUAGCAAGGGAGGACUGGGAGUAAGAAGUGACUCUGGGAAGAUAGGAGCAAGGUGGGGAUUAUUUGCUGAUGACAUUGUGUCUUAUCUCCAUUGGCCUAUGGAAGGAAAACCUUACACAGACAAUUUCUAAAACUGAUGGAGGCAAAGACAUCAUUUGGAACUCUUAAAUCCUCUCAAUAAACCAUUUCUCUUGAAAAUAAUCUUCAUUUGAUCCUUUCUUAUAGCAGUCUAUCUCCUUUAAAAUAAUGAUAGCAAUCAUAGGUUUCAUCCUGAGGAGAAUUGAUUUUUCUAGUUAGAUAUUGUAUUAGUUAUUUUUUCUCCUGGCUGUGAUAAAAUACUGACAAAGGCAC
Messenger RNA from Onychomys torridus (southern grasshopper mouse), 6234 nucleotides. RefSeq names its product URB2 ribosome biogenesis homolog (gene Urb2). Gene Ontology annotation, biological process: ribosome biogenesis. The transcript has 9 exons. The record is from RefSeq and is a predicted model, not a curated record. The coding region runs from base 497 to 4789 and encodes 1430 amino acids. Lineage: Eukaryota; Metazoa; Chordata; Mammalia; Rodentia; Cricetidae. Gene Ontology annotation, cellular component: nucleolus.